AAAUUCUCACAUGUAUAUAUAUUAUCUCUUGGCUUUCAAGCCAAGAGGAGAUGAUGGUUACUUGCCUGGCAUGCAAAGCUAACAAGUUCUUUUGCUCAAUCCAAUUUCCACCACCAGCGAACACUGUUUCAAUCUGAAGCUAUAUUCUAUGCUUCAUCUUUAUGCAGAAGUCUUUCUUUGAUUUCAUUGAAGAUCCUCUUCAAUCUUUGUAGUGCAAUUUUCUCUUGGCUUUUUAAGUCUUUAUGCUCCCAAGUUCAGGUACACUUUCUCAAAUUUGGAUUACAAGAACAAGAAGAAAAAGUUAUGGCCUCCCUUACACCAGGAGUACUACUAAAGCUUCUUCAGAGCAUGAACUCGAACAUAAAGGUUCGUGGAGAAUAUCGGUCAGUCUUGCUACAAGUGAUUAGCAUUGUCCCUGCAUUGAGUGGCUCAGAACUUUGGCCUAAUCAAGGCUUCUUUGUAAAAGUCUCGGAUUCUUCGCAUUCAACUUAUGUCUCCCUCUCAAAGGAGGACAGUGAGCUUAUAUUGAACAAUAAGUUGCAGCUUGGCCAGUUCUUCUAUGUUGAUAGAGUGGAGGCAGGAACACCAGUUCCCAUUCUUGAAGGGGUCAGGCCAGUUCCCGGACGACACCCUUUUGUGGGGAACCCAAAGGAUUUGAUGCAAAUGGUGGAGCCAUCAGAGGGUCCAGUCCAAGCUGAUGAUCAUGCAGGAAGCAAUAGUUUGAAAUCAAGGGAGUCCUCCAAUGCUAAAGAAGAAACCUCGAGACAAAAGAUUGUUAUUAAAGAGGAAAAGGCAGCUGUUGCAUCUAGGUAUAUGCAAGGUUUUUCGACAUUAAAUUCAAAAGCUAACUCACAAGAUUCUAGUGGAGGUGGGAAGCACAAUGAUAAUGAGAGUGGUGGUAAGAAGCAGGUUGGCAUGAUAAAAGGCAAACAGCAAGAGCUUAAUGGUCAGGCACGCUCGAUAACUCCUUCCCACAGCAGAGCUGGUGCACUUUCAUUAAAGCCAGAAGCAGCUGUAUCGAACACCAAGGAGACUGCUGUGCCUUCUAAGAGAACUUCUGCAAAACGUGCUUCAAUCAUACAGGAAAACAUAAAUCUGAACUGUUUGUCAGUCCGGAAAGAGAAAAGUCUUCCACCAGAAGUAGCUUUGUGGGGUUCUCUGCCAGCUAACUUAUUGAAGCCUGGAAAGGGAAUGCUUAGAAGGCGAAAUAUAGCUUCUUUGGUUGCAGCAGAAGCUCAGAAAGAAGCAUCUAGAGCUGCAACUCUUGUCAAAUGUCUCAGUACGUUUGCCGAUCUAUGCUCAUCUGCCUCACCAGACAAUCCCCACCUCUCACUCACCAAGUUUUUCAGACUCCACCAACUCAUUGACCAACCAAAUAUUGCAGCUCCCUUAAAGGAUAAAUUAACUCCUUUAACUACAAAACAACUGCCUCCAGAUAUCGAAAAGUUGAGCAAAAGGACGGGCACAAUUCAUGGUCAAAGUGCAUUGAAGUCUCCAAAACUCCCCAUCGUGUUAAGUGAAGCAGAGAAACUAGAAUGGGCUAAAGGAGACAGUGCAAAAGGGAUUGCAGAACUACGAGAACUUCUCUUAGAUGAAACAAGGUCUUGGUUCUUGAAAUUCUUGGAGGCAGCACUAGAUGCUGGUGGCUUUCAUCUGAAUACACAAGAGAAGAAAGGCAAGGACAGUGCAGCGCGACGGAGUGAGCCAGACAACCAUAUUGCUGUGACAUUAUCACAGCUGAAAAGUUCAAAUGAGUGGUUGGAUAAACUGAAAACUAGUCUAAGCUCAGAGAGCAGUGAAUUGGUGGAGACUGUUGACAGAUUGAAACAAAAAGUAUAUGCUUGUUUACUUGUUCAUGUGGAGUCUGCUGCUUCAGCUCUCGAAAAUAGAUAAGAUCACGGUUAAUUGAACAAAAAGGAUGGUUUUCGAGUUUUGAUUGGCCUCUGAUUUAUAUGAAUAAGUUAUUACAGUUAAGCUGAAGUGGAUUCUCAACCAAGAGCCAAGUCUUGUAACUUGUGGUAAUAAAACUAUUUAUGGAAAUUGAAUCUGUAUAAAAUAAGAAGAACAAUUGAAUGUCUGUACUCUGUACCAAUAAGAUGGUGAGGUAUUCUACACAAUCUUUGACUGA
This is a messenger RNA of Rosa rugosa (rugosa rose), 2128 nucleotides long. RefSeq lists its product as uncharacterized. Bases 304 to 1893 code for a protein of 529 amino acids. The record is from RefSeq and is a predicted model, not a curated record. NCBI's taxonomy places the organism in Eukaryota, Viridiplantae, Streptophyta, Magnoliopsida, Rosales, Rosaceae. The transcript is spliced from 5 exons.